AUGCCUAUUUUCGAGGCACCUCGACGGGUCGGCAAAAGCUGUCUUUUGAUGAGGUUUUGCGACGAUAUGUUUACGCCCUCCUUUAUUUCUACGAUUGGGAUCGACUUUAAAAUCAAAACAGUCACCAUUAAUGGCAUGAAGGUUAAGCUUCAAAUUUGGGACACGGCUGGCCAGGAGCGUUUCCGAACCAUUACCACAGACGUGCAAGAGUGGCUUCAAACCAUUUCCCAGCAGGCCGAUCCAAACGUCAGGCUGAUCCUUGUCGGAAAUAAAUGCGAUUCAAAGCAUGAAAGGGCGCUGCUAUUUGCUCAAGAAAAAAAAAUGGAUUUCAUCGAGGCAUCUGCUAAAGAAGACAUUUGUGUGGAUGAGAUUUUCUUGAGACUGGCAACGUCCAUCUCAAACGAUCUAAAAAAAACGGAGUCCCUUAGUCAGCCCUCAUCUCCUUUAAUGGAAUUGAGGCAACGGGGAAAAGAUACCAGGCGAUCUAAUCCCAAUCCCAUACUCCAUGUAGACUUAAAUACGGUGAACAAAACUUCUGAAUGCAGCAAUAAGAAGCAACACUCAUUUAGAAGAUGCUGUUAG
Mitosporidium daphniae is the source of this 582-nucleotide messenger RNA. RefSeq lists its product as uncharacterized. NCBI's taxonomy places the organism in Eukaryota, Fungi, Microsporidia. Bases 1 to 582 code for a protein of 193 amino acids. The record is from RefSeq and is a predicted model, not a curated record. Gene Ontology annotation, biological process: protein secretion; regulation of exocytosis. The transcript has 4 exons. Gene Ontology annotation, molecular function: GTP binding; GTPase activity.